UCCUUGGCUUAAGGAUCCAGUCUGUAGCGGUAGGUGAGUGCACUACCUCGCUGGGACCCGCACGCUGCCUUUGGGUUGGAGCAUCCAGAAGGAAGUUCUUAUAAGGUGCUGGGAAUACCGGUGUGCCGGCUGGGGCUCGGUGCUGACAGGAAUCGAGACGAUCCUGGCUCUGGACUACAUAUCUCCAACUUCGUAGCACUCAGGUUAAUUCCUUACGGAAGUCGGCCUUGCCAGUGCGGAGUGGCUGUGCCCUUCUCCGCUGGUCGUCGGCCGGUUCACUUCGGUUCCUAGCGGCGGAGGCGUGGUGCUAUCAGCUGUGUUUCUCUGCGCCGCAGCCCUGCUCUCCUCUUAGGACUCUGCACAUCUCCAGGAGAGGAACCCAGAAAGUUGAUCAGUUCUGACAAUUCUCAAAACCAUGCCUCACUGGUUGGUAACUUUCAGGGAUGUGGCCAUCAACUUCUCUCAGGAGGAAUGGGAAUGCCUUGACCCCAUUCAGCGGGAUUUGUACAGGGAGGUCAUGGUGGAGAACUACAGCCACCUGAUCUCACUGGCUGGAUGUUCGAUCCCUAAGCCAGACGUGUUUUCCUUACUGGAGCGAGGGAAGGAGCCCUGGAUGGUGGUGAGAGCCAUGACAAGAUGGAGCUCAGACUUGGAAUACAGCUGUGAGACCAAAAAGUCAUGUCCAGAAAAGGGAACUUAUGAAAUGGAAUCACUGCAAUGGGAGAAUAUGAGGAAACCUAUCAGCCAUAACCUUGAGUGCAAUGAUCUUGGAGAAAAUACAGAGUGCAAAGGCAAGUUUGAGGAUCAACAGAGAAGUCAGGAAAGACCAUACAUGCACAUGAAAAUUACCUGUAAAGAAGAGGCCACUCAAAGCCAUUCCAUGUCCCCUAUUCUUCAUCAGAUAAAUCCUACCAAGGAAAAAUUGUACAAAUGUAAGGAAUGUAAACAAGCUUUCAGCUACUUGUCAUGCCUUAUUCAACAUGAGAAAAGUCAUAAUAAAGAAAAACACUCUGACGUUAAGAAAUGUAGGAAGAUCUCCAGCAAAAAGCCAACCUAUAUUCAACAUCAGAGGAUUCAGAAUGGUGAGAAACCUUAUGAGUGUAUGGAAUGUGGAAAGGCCUUUGGUCGUAGUUCUGAUCUGAUUCAACAUCAGAAAAUUCAUACUAAUGAAAAACCUUAUCACUGUAAAGCAUGUGGGAAGGCCUUUAUUCGUGGUUCACAACUCACUGAACAUCAGAGAGUUCAUACAGGAGAGAAACCAUAUGAAUGUAAGAAAUGUGGAAAAGCCUUUAGUUAUUGUUCACAAUAUACACUCCAUCAGAGAAUUCAUAGUGGUGAAAAACCUUAUGAAUGUAAGGAAUGUGGGAAGGCCUUUAUUCUUGGCUCUCAGCUUACUUACCAUCAGAGAAUUCAUAGUGGUGAGAAACCCUAUGAGUGUAAGGAAUGUGGAAAGGCUUUUAUUCUUGGUUCACACCUUACUUAUCAUCAAAGAGUUCAUACUGGUGAAAAGCCUUACAGAUGUAAAGAAUGUGGGAAGGCCUUUUUAUGUGCCUCCCAACUUAAUGAACAUCAGAGAAUUCACACAGGUGAGAAACCAUAUGAAUGUAAAGAAUGUGGAAAGGCCUUUUCUCGUGGCUCACAACUUACUUAUCAUCUGAGAGUUCAUACAGGUGAGAGACCCUAUAAAUGCAAAGAAUGUGGGAAAGCCUUUAUUUCUAAUUCUAAUCUUACUCAACAUCAGAGAAUUCAUACAGGUGAGAAACCUUACAAAUGUAAGGAAUGUGGAAAGGCCUUUAUUUGUGGCAAACAACUUAGUGAACAUCAGAGAAUUCAUACAGGUGAGAAACCCUUUGAAUGUAAGGAAUGUGGAAAGACCUUUAUUCGUGGUGCAUAUCUUACUCAACAUGAGAAAAUUCAUGGUGAGAAGCAUUAUGAAUGUAAGGAAUGUGGGAAGACCUUUUUUCGUACCACACAACUUACCUAUCAUCAGAGAAUUCAUACAGGUGAAAAACCCUACAAAUGUAAGGAAUGUGACAAAGCUUUUAUUUAUGGCUCACAACUUAGUGAACACCAGAGAAUUCAUAGAGGUGAAAAACCCUAUGAAUGUAAGCAAUGUGGGAAGGCCUUUAUUCGUGGCUCACACCUUACUGAACAUCUAAGAACUCAUAAUGGUGAGAAACCCUAUGAAUGUAAGGAAUGUGGGAAGGCCUUUAGUCGUGGCUCAGAACUUACUCUACAUCAAAGGAUCCAUACUGGUGAGCAACCCUAUGCAUGCAUCCAGUGUGGUAAAGACUUUAGACGUCAUUCACAACUUAUUCAACAUACGAGGCUUCAUAAUUGAGAAAGCUUUAUAUAUGAUUUAAUAUAAGAAAGCCUUCACCCAUCUUCAGCAGCUCUGGAAUAUUAGAGAACUCAUAUUAUGUUUGUAAUGAAUA
Eubalaena glacialis (North Atlantic right whale) is the source of this 2435-nucleotide messenger RNA. RefSeq names its product zinc finger protein 571 (gene ZNF571). The record is from RefSeq and is a predicted model, not a curated record. Gene Ontology annotation, biological process: regulation of DNA-templated transcription. The transcript has 5 exons. Bases 416 to 2341 code for a protein of 641 amino acids. NCBI's taxonomy places the organism in Eukaryota, Metazoa, Chordata, Mammalia, Artiodactyla, Balaenidae.